AUGCGGACGCACAAGUCUAUGUCAGUUGAGGAGUAUUGUGCCUCUUUUACCGGUCGCAACCUCCGCUGGGAGGCCCUCGGGUCCAUCUUCACUCUUUGCGGAAUGCAAUUGGUCAUUACGCUAGACAACGACCCCGACAUUACGCAGGGCUCAGAUGACCCUCAAGCAAAAGACCGGUUACUUGAGCAGAUGACUGUGAUCAGUACCAUAUGCCUUGGUUUCUGUGACCAGACAUCGUCGGCAAACGAAUUACUGGCAAUGCUACAAUUCAAUGAUGUUAUGUUGCGAACACAACAAUAUGGUGAUUCCAGCUAUCAGGCAUGGCGUCGAUUGGGCGACCUGGUAUCUACAAUUUAUGCAGCUGGACUACACUUAGAAACUAAUGGUGCUGAUAAUUGCCCAUUCUUUCUUCGCCAGUGGCGGAUGCGCUGCUUUGUUGCUUCCUUCUAUAUGGACAAAAUGAUAGCAACAUUUGUUGGGCGACCGCCACUGAUGAAUGGUCGAUUCUGCACACUUGCUGCUCCAUUGGAUCUGAGCGACGAGGUCCUGGUAGCAGGUGGAGACGUCCUUAGCAAGGCUAUCUCAGAGCUAAACAGCGCCGGAUGGAAUAGUCAAGGGAAGUUACACCCUGUAACCCCAACCCGCCUACGCUUUCAACUGGCUAUCAUUCGGGAAGAAACUCUUGAGGUUGUACUGGGGACUCGCGAACAACACAAUCUAAUCCAGAAGUCUGAAGAAAUACAAGCAAAAUCGCGCGCCAUGUGGCAAUCCACUCCGGAUCAGCUUCGAUAUGACCGGCGAUCGAACGACCAUUACCAUGAUGGGUGGCUUACUAUUGUCUAUUUCUAUUUGGACUAUCUAUAUACUUGCUUUCUGCUGUAUCGAGCAGUCGUCAAGCACACAAACACAGGACAAGCGGAUCUCUGCGACGUGUCUCGCCGGGUGCUAGCCAUCGUCAUUCAGAUUAAUUCGUUCCGAACCCCAAUGGUCGAUCUAGACCGGCACUUUUCUUGGAUCGUCCUCACGUAUGGUGUUCCUUCCGCCAGCGUCCUUCUUCUUGAACUCCUGCAGCAAUCACAUGAGCCCGGCCCACAUGCCGUUCCUCUCCCACGCGCUGAACUGAUUCGCAACCUCAGCGUGUUUAUUUCUUUCCUAUCGUGGGUCGCAGGUCCCGGUCACGGCAAUUACCACACCUGCAAAGAAGCCGAGAAAAAGCUGUCUCGCAUCCUUGAUCAGCUACUCGACCCACAGCCUGUGCAGCAGCAUGUGGUGGAUGAUGUCACAACAGGCCUCGACAAUUUCCUCAAUUGGUCGAACUACAAUACGAUUUGGGACUUCAACACCGAUUAUAUGCCUCUUACCGAAGGAUUUGCGCCUUAA
Penicillium digitatum Pd1 is the source of this 1380-nucleotide messenger RNA. Its product is annotated as putative C6 transcription factor. Gene Ontology annotation, biological process: DNA-templated transcription. NCBI's taxonomy places the organism in Eukaryota, Fungi, Ascomycota, Eurotiomycetes, Eurotiales, Aspergillaceae. The record is from RefSeq and is a predicted model, not a curated record. Gene Ontology annotation, cellular component: nucleus. Gene Ontology annotation, molecular function: zinc ion binding; DNA binding.